UCGGGAUCUCGAGCUUCGUCUCUUGGCUGCUUCGAGCCCGACUCGUGAAUGCGGUAUGUGCCUAGGCAGCACGUCAAAAGUAAGCCCACAUUCUACGCUCUCGAGGUUUCGGUAGUUGGUACCAAAACCAUGAAGCAACAACAAGAGUUAGCAUGGCUUUGGGCAGCACGGUUAGAGAGUGUGAAUGAAGGCUCUUCAUCUUCGGCCUUCGAUCUACAGACGGACGGACAACGCUUCUCCAUUUCGUUCUGGAGUCCAGCAGAUUUGAUUCCGGGGGCCGAAUUCCUCUAACUCAGACUUAGAUCGAAAGCGACGAGAGACAGAGAGACAGAGAUCGAGAGCAAAUUGAAAAUGCCCGACGAAAUACGGACCGCGGCCAUGGAGCCCAACACGAGUUCCAGAAGGGCACCAGAGAUAAUUGUUACGAACAAAGCGUUCCAAGUGGCACAAGCUUGGGUCAAGAAUAUGACGGGCGGCGCCGACUCCGACCCCGACGAAGACGACGAGUCCAAGUCCAUGGCGGCAGCAGCAGCGGACGCAGGCCCAAGACCAGCCAGAUUGGGUUUGGGGGCGAAAUACGUGCCCCACUCUGCGGCGGCAGCAUCGAUGUCCAUGUCUCCGGUCGAGAAGAAGCUUCGCGCCAAACUGAACGCCGCGAGGAUCGAUGCCUCUCAAUCUCAUGCUCCUGCACCCGUAUCCGCUUCGGUGUCCAAGAAUUUACCAUCUGAUCAUCAAGGCGACGAGGACGAGGACGAGGACGACUGCAUGCUGGCCAAAGACAGUAAAACAUCGGCAUUCGGACGCAAGCUUAGGAACACUUCCGCCAACCUGUUGCUACCUACCAGCAAAGCCGGCAAGCGGAAGCGUUUUGGCAAAUAAUUAUUCAUUACUUUGACUUUCGCAUAAUUGGCGAUAGGCAAAUUGGUUUGCGUUUCUCGCGAUCGGUAGUCACCAAUCCUCCAGCAUCCUCUUGAAUGCCAACUAGUGCAUGCAAUACCACAUCUGCCUCUGGGAUGGAUAUACAUACAGGAGGUCCAUAUCGAUGGAGAGU
Molecule: messenger RNA, 1051 nt
Organism: Marchantia polymorpha subsp. ruderalis
Lineage: Eukaryota; Viridiplantae; Streptophyta; Marchantiopsida; Marchantiales; Marchantiaceae
Source: the annotation of a GenBank genome assembly